Westerdykella ornata is the source of this 2760-nucleotide messenger RNA. RefSeq lists its product as uncharacterized. The transcript is spliced from 6 exons. Bases 1 to 2760 code for a protein of 919 amino acids. The record is from RefSeq and is a predicted model, not a curated record. Lineage: Eukaryota; Fungi; Ascomycota; Dothideomycetes; Pleosporales; Sporormiaceae.
AUGAAAACGCGAAAAAGUCGUACAUUCUGUGCCUGGAGAGUUGUCUCCCAGAACAAUGGAUAUGUUUGCGUCCAUGCUGGCGAGGAUAUGAUAGCCGCCGUGAAAGGCGCCGUAGUCAUUCCCCAUGGCAUGAAUCGUCCUCGGACAUGCGAUUCCACCUGGGCCCUAACUGCUGAACAUGGAGGCGGAGAACCCGAAACGGGCAUCAGUGAUCUUACCUUCGAAUGGAUCAUUGACGGAACAGUGGUCAAGUUAAAACAGGGCAAGACGGAUUAUGUUCUGCCUGACAUUUGGGACCAGAUGGCAGAUGCAAUUGAGCAGUUGAAACCCCAUACCGGCGACCAAUUUUCGAUUGCCGACGUGGACAGCACGACGUAUGGGAUCUGGACGCUGGAAGGUCCAGAUGAAUUCAUGUGGGAAGCCUUUCAGCCAGGUCUUCAAGUGACAACAGCACUUCCCAUGGCAGCUAUCUAUGGUCUAAUCAACACGGUGGCAGAUGGCGAGGAUAAUGUGGUUCUGCCUGCUUCACGUACGAAAACAAGACGGCUAGUGCAAGUUACAGAGGAAGAUUUAGAGGAGCAUUACACUGAUGAUAGCACACUUGACGACGCAACUCUCGGCUUUUUCUCCCUGCUCAUGUCUUACGUAAAGCUGGCGACCCGCAUGGACAGUGGUAACCGUGAGAGCGGACCAAAGCAGCUUCUCUUCAUCAUGCCAAGAACAAGCUGGAAUAAGUUGUACGAGCUUUACGGGACUGACCAUGAUCAAGAUGAGUCCGCUCGGAAAAGAAAAUGCAAGAAAAGGAGGAAAGAUAAGCGGAGUCUCCUGGACAUCGUUGACGACUUGGCAAAAAAGAAGGGAAUCGAGAAUGCAGGUUCAGCAACAUUCAAAUGGCAUAAGCAAAAUAAUCACCGAGUGACGACCUAUCCGGGCAUUUCAACAAGUUGUACCCCGCAAAACCAGGUUCGAAGAGCACUCGAAAUGAGGGCAAACGAUGAUGUGGACAUCAACACAGACUGGCCCGCCAAAGACACUGAUGUCGAAAGGAAAGAAUUGGCCGUCGAAACGUGGGUAAAGGAAUUAGAAAACGGAAAAGAUGUCCUCGCAGUAAUGGAUAGAUUAGUUUGGGACGGCCAAAUUGGAGGCUUCGGAUCUAGGACGGAAGGUCCCCUGACGGAGUCAAGCUCUGAGGAAGAACUCGGCUUGUUCGAGUUGAGGGAUAUCUCUGUAUUUGGGUAUGGCAGAGACUCCAUUCGAACAAAGCUUCUGAGGAUUGAAGAGCAAAUUAAGGGCUGGCAUGACGCAAAUUCGCAGGCCAGAAAGAAGCGCAGCCUGCUGUGCAAAAAGCCGGGAUUCGAAAACCAGGAUUGUAAGGGAAAUCAGGUCCCGAAUAUACUUGGAAAGUGCGAAGAUUGCGAGAAAGGCUUUAAGCCAAAUAAGCAAAACACCAAGUGCAUUCCUGGCAGCCCGGAAGAUAACGACGAUGGAAAGCAAGGUAAAUGUAAAGACAAAGACUUUAUCUUGGAUCCUGCGCAAGGGGGGCAGGAAGAGAAUACGGAAAAUCCCAUUUGCACAUACGACGACGACAAGAAGUGUAAGCAGAAGGGACAGACGGCAGUAACACGAACACCGAACAAUAAGGUUGAGCCCAAAGACGCAGAUGCCUAUCAACCGUCUGUCGAUCAAACACGCCAUGCAAAACAACAACUGCGAGAAAGAUACAAUCAACGGGUGGAGAGCGCAAGAAAGCAGAAGGAAAAAACGAAGGAGGCUCGUAAGGAGGAACGACGAACCAACAGCCGUCGCACACGCAUGGGCCUCUGCUUCACUCUAUUAGCAGGCCUCCAAGCGUGGGAUUUGGCUGAGAUCGAAGCUAUGCCUGGCAAUGAUAUGGCGGGCAUGUUGGAGCUUUGGCCAGAAGACGGAGAGCUCAAAUAUAACAUACCCAUUCACAUAUCCGACUACAAGAUCACAGUAACUCACAAGCAAACAAAACCAAUCGUAGUAAUUAUCGGCGGAGAUUCCUCACUGGCAGGGGGUUUUCCAUUUUUGGGUCUACUUAAUGCCGCGGGCAGGGUCCUUAGCCCGAUCACAAGAAUUUCUGGUGGCGCAAGCAGAGUCUAUACUUCUGUCCGAUCAGGAAAAACGGGCAAAGCAAGUGCGGAGGCCAUCAAAUCUGCGCGGAGUUCCGGUACAGUAGGGAAGAUUCUGAAGGAUCAGCGCUUCCUGGAUUGUCUAGCAGCGACCCCAGCUGUAAUCGCUCAACAGGCGGGUAAGCCCUCAAAACGAGACGAUGGCGGUAUUGUGGAGAUUCUUUAUCCGGUCGACGAGUAUUGGAACGUCUCGAUAAAAUUCGACCCAACCGCACCGUACUAUGACCCCAAGAUCCCCCCACCCGAAUUCGAUGAUCGUCACAUCGAGCUCUGGGGGCGUAAUGACGCGCCAGGGCUCUUCGAGGCGGAAAUUGAGCUGUUGCCUCUCGGAGUAACAUACCCUGACCAGGUUCGGCGCGAGAAUCGCCUCCUGUAUGAGACAUGCAUGUCCGUACCAACUGUUGGGAACACCUUGACAGCUGCAGCUGUCGUUGGAGGGUGUUGUGCCUUCUAUGCGGACUCUGACUGCAACUACGGCUUAUUUCUGUUUGCGAUGACCAACAGGACUGACCUCAGGCUCAGAGGAGAAGACAACGAUAAUGUUGAAGCCGUCUGGUGUACUUUCGAUGAGUUGUGCAAGAACGCGCCAGGGCCACCGCAACACUGA